AUGUUACUCUGGCACAACCAACCAGAACAACUGUGGCCCAGCCCAGGGGAGCUGUACCCCUGUUCCACCAGCAAUCUGCUCAGGGAGUCCCUGGCACUGCCUUACCUGAAGCAGGAGGACUCCUCGGGCAUUUCUACCUCGGACAUGCACUGUCCAGUCUUCCAAUAUGUCCUCUGUGCUGUCACCUCUCCUGCUGUCAAGCAACACGAGGAAACACUUACCUACCUGAACCAGGGGCAAUCCUAUGAAGUCCGGAUGCUCUGUAACCCCAAACUGGGAGAUGUUUCCCAGUGGCCUCGCCUGCUGAAGAGUGUGGUACGCGUGGUCUUCCACGACCGACGCCUGCAAUACACCGAACGACAACAGCUGGAAGGCUGGCGGUGGAGCCGUCCAGGGGACAGGAUACUGGAUAUUGAUGUUCCCUUAUCAGUGGGGGUGGUAGAGCCCCAGGUAUUGCCGUCACUCCUCAACACAGUGGAAUUUCUCUGGGAUCCUGCAAAGAAGACAUCUCUCUUCUUGCAGGUUAAUUGCAUCAGUACAGAGUUCACUCCUCGAAAAAAUGGUGGGGAGAAGGGUGUCCCCUUCCGAAUCCAGAUUGACACCUUCAAACCAGGUGACAAGGGGACACCUGUAGAGCAUCUGCAUUCAGCCAGCUGCCUCAUAAAAGUCUUCAAGCCUAAGGGGGCUGACCGGAAGCAGAAAACAGACAAAGAGAAAAUUGAGAAGCAGUCACCACAGGAGAGAGAGAAGUACCAGCCAGCCUAUGAGACCACUGUCUUUACAGAGUGUUCACCAUGGCCUGAAACCUCUACUGGUCUUCAUGCCUCUCCCAGCCCUUCUGGUCUGACUUCUCAUUCUUUCAACCUAGGUGAGGUAAAUCAGCCAGCCCCCAACUCCCAAGGCUUUCCUCCACCUCCCUUUUCUCAGGCUCUCAGCCCUGGAGCUUCUAUCUCGGAGACACAGCAGUGGUUACACCGUCAUCGAUUCUCUGGCUACUGUAGGAUGCUGGCCAACUUCACUGGUGCAGAUUUGCUAAAGCUCUCCCGACAGGACCUCGUCCAGAUCUGUGGGGCUGCUGAUGGGAUCCGUCUCUCCAACACCCUGAAAGCCAGGCCCAUCCGUCCGAGGCUUACCUUGUACGUGUCUCCAGAGGCCCUAAAGCCGGGAAGUGAGACUCCACAGAGGUCUUACCAGCAGGUCUACCUGGAUGAGCUCAGCACCGCUGAACUGACUGGAAAACUGGCUGAACUCCUGUCUCUCCCAGCCAAUCAAAUCCACCGGCUCUUUCGCCAAGGACCUACUGGCAUCCAUGUACUCAUCAGUGACCUGGUAGUCCAAAAUCUGGUGGACGAAUCCUAUUUUGUAGCUGUGGCAAAGAAAGUGCAGAAUCCAGAUGGCUACCACUUGUUUCUGAGUUAGGCUCCCACUAGGGUAGCCAGUCAAGACCAGGAGAAACAAGGCAUCGG
Messenger RNA from Dromiciops gliroides (monito del monte), 1466 nucleotides. Its product is annotated as transcription factor CP2-like protein 1. The record is from RefSeq and is a predicted model, not a curated record. NCBI's taxonomy places the organism in Eukaryota, Metazoa, Chordata, Mammalia, Microbiotheria, Microbiotheriidae. Gene Ontology annotation, molecular function: RNA polymerase II cis-regulatory region sequence-specific DNA binding; DNA-binding transcription activator activity, RNA polymerase II-specific. Bases 1 to 1419 code for a protein of 472 amino acids. Gene Ontology annotation, cellular component: nucleus. Gene Ontology annotation, biological process: regulation of transcription by RNA polymerase II. The transcript is spliced from 15 exons.